Molecule: messenger RNA, 2022 nt
Organism: Seminavis robusta
Lineage: Eukaryota; Bacillariophyta; Bacillariophyceae; Naviculales; Naviculaceae
Source: the annotation of a GenBank genome assembly
CUGGAUCCGAUUGAGAAACCAAUGCUGCGACAAAAAUAGCUCACAAUCAUAAUAUAGGUACUCCAAGUUCCGACGGCAAUCUCACGAGACACGACGCAUAGUGCUGAUUGUUGUUGCUGUCGCACAUUCUUCUGUUGUCGCCCUUCCUCAAAACGACACAUCAUACCCAAGAUGAACCGUACCUGGGCGACGUCUGAGUUGCGCCACCUUUCGGACCUGCAUGUGCUGGCCAUUUCCAACGCUUCCUUGGAACUGGUUCAAGCUGCCUUUGAUGCGGACCCAGAAGCCUUGACGGAGGCUGUAGUGGAGGAUGCCUUCUGCUGUGGAUCAUCUGUUGAGAUCCUACUUUUUCUGGCGGAAAAGGCCGCGUAUGUUGGCAACAUAGAUAUUUGUGAGAUGUUGGCAAAACGAUUCCUGGCAGACAUACCCUUGCUCCAGUCGAGCCCCGCUAAUGCAGCAGAAGUCACAGAGAAACUCAAGGAGCUGGUGCGCGCAUUUCCAAGAGUACUUUCCGAGCAGGGCGAAACGUGUGCCUGUCCACUGGAAAUUGUCCUAUUCUCCACUGUAUUCCCUCAAGAUUUACUGGACUUCAUGAUAGAAUUGUUACCAAGAAUUGAACUUUUUUAUGUCAGCGACAACUAUAUUUUGCCAGUGGAUGAUGAACCCUUUCAGCAACAAAGGAGGACAUCUCUUGAUCCCCAUUUCAUGAAAAGCAUUGGUGCAGUUUUUGGGAAGGUGGAAGAACUUCACAUUCAUCGCAAUGAUUGGAAGGCAUCUGAGCUGUCACAGUUGCUGCCCUUGAUCUGCCAUAGCACCAACUCUAUCAAAAAGUUGCAUUUUGAUAUUUGUCCAACCCAGGAAGUUGCCAACACUUGGUCAGACCCAAACUUGAUAGCUCCAGCAAAGAAAACACUGGAAGACAGCGGGGGAGAUUGCUCUAUCAAGGAGGUUUCAAUAUCAUUUUGUGGUGCUGACAAACCACCAGACUUUUCCAUCCUGAGCUUGCUUUUGUACAUGAAAAAUCUCUGUCGGUUGGACAUUCGCAUUAGUGAUACGUGGAGAGCCACCCAGGAACUGUGUGAUUCUCUCCGUGAUUUGCUGAAGCAGGGAAGACUUGGGGAACUCAAUGUGGUUGCUGUCACUGGUAAGGACGGGCUGUUCUUGCCGCUACUAGAUGCGGCUGAUAAAAGUGAUACCCUGGUUGACCUGAGGCUGCAGAAAUUGCAGAGCCAAGCCGAAGUCGAACUAUACCAGGAUGCAAUUCUCAGAAUCCUUGAUCACAACACUCAAUUGGAGGAUGCUUCGAUCUGUAAGGAUGACUGUGAUUCAAUGGAAGCACGAGUCAGCAAUAAACUAUGGUUCCUGGAUCAGACCGAAGGCAACCAUAAGCAAAGACUCAUCGAUUACAACACACUCUUGAAUAUUUGUGGGCGAGGAAAAGCCAAAGCAGAGGCUACAUGCCUCCAAGACUUGAUUCACAUGAUAUCUCCCCAGAUUCUUUUGACGGAGAUAGAUUUUCUUGCUUUCACUAGCUACAGCAAGCAGGAGCUUAUCACAAUGCUGCAAUAUGGGCUCCUCCAACAACAACCAGCUAUGUGGUCACUGGUGCCAAAGGAAACAAAGCCAGCUUUGAAAAAUGGCUCUAGUGGCAAGGAAGGCCCCCAGGAGCAGGAGGGUGGGGGCGCACGAAAGCGCAAGGCCAGUUGGGCCCCCCGAUGAGUCUUGUUCAUGGAGAGGAUGUUGAAGGGCGCCAAGAAGGAAUUGGGUUGUCAUCUGUUGGCCUCUGAUUGAAUGUGGUGUGAUAGAACCUUACCGGUAACGCACACGAAACUACUCAGGAGUAACGACAGUAUAGUUUGUACUAGCUAGAGGUUUCCAUCAGAGUGAUACCGUAGUCUCCUUUCAAACACUACUCGAUUGGAGGUGGGUUUGAUCUGUAAUGAUGGUGUAACAGAUAGCCCAAUAUUCUAUUACACUUCCUGGAAGUUUUGCCCUCUCUUUUGCUGCCCUUCCAAAUUCAAG